Aspergillus heteromorphus CBS 117.55 is the source of this 924-nucleotide messenger RNA. RefSeq names its product thymidylate synthase. Lineage: Eukaryota; Fungi; Ascomycota; Eurotiomycetes; Eurotiales; Aspergillaceae. The record is from RefSeq and is a predicted model, not a curated record. Gene Ontology annotation, cellular component: cytosol; mitochondrion. Bases 1 to 924 code for a protein of 307 amino acids. Gene Ontology annotation, molecular function: thymidylate synthase activity. The transcript is spliced from 2 exons. Gene Ontology annotation, biological process: dTMP biosynthetic process.
AUGAGUAAACAUCAAUACCUCAACCUAAUCCGCACGAUCCUCAGCAACGGCGAACACCGUCCAGACCGCACCGGGACAGGAACACGCUCGAUCUUCGCGCCCCCGCAACUAACCUUCUCCCUCUCGAAGCCGGACCCCAACAACCCCACCUCCCGCAUCCCCGUCCUCCCCCUCCUGACCACCAAACGGGUCUUCCUGCGCGCCGUCCUCGCCGAACUCCUCUGGUUCAUCUCCGGCACCACCACCUCCGCGCCCCUCUCGGCCGCCGGCAUAAAGAUCUGGGACGGCAACGGCUCCCGCGCCUACCUGGACAGCGUGGGCCUGUCGCAUCGCGCAGAGGGCGAUCUCGGCCCCGUGUACGGGUUCCAGUGGCGGCAUUUCGGCGCCGAAUAUGUCGAUGCCGCCACCGAUUAUACCGGUCAGGGGGUGGAUCAGCUGGCUGACGUCGUGCAUAAGCUGAAGACCAAUCCCUACGAUCGCCGCAUUAUCAUGAGUGCCUGGAAUCCCGCCGAUUUGAAGAAGAUGGCCCUUCCGCCGUGUCACAUGUUUGCCCAGUUUUAUGUCUCGUACCCUGAGAAGGGGGCCAAGGGCCAUCUGCAUUGCUUGAUGUAUCAGAGGAGUGCCGAUAUGGGGCUCGGCGUGCCGUUUAAUAUUGCGUCUUAUGCCCUGUUGACUCAUAUGGUGGCUCAUGCCGUGGAUAUGGUGCCCGGCUCGUUUGUGCAUACCCUCGGUGAUGCGCAUGUUUAUGUUGAUCAUGUGGAGGCCCUGCAGGAGCAGGUGACGAGGGAGCCGACGGCGUUUCCUGAGUUGAGGAUUAAGAGGGCGGAUCGUGGCGAGGGCGUGGUGGAUGGCUGGAAGGAGGAGGAUUUCGAGGUCGUGGGCUAUAACCCGCACAAGGCGAUUAAGAUGAAGAUGAGUGUUUAG